GCCUCCGUUUUUGGUCGCUCUUUGUUUUUGUCAGUGAAUCUUAGAAUCUCGCCGACAUUUUACCCAGUUAAACAGCAUCAGAGCUGACGUGGUGGCUACGUGAGCAGCUCUUCAGGUCCUCCACUCCUACCGUAAUCAGUGACGAGGCCUACUACGUAAAAAACAUCGUCCAAUGACCAUGGAAACUGUUGUUGACUCUCAGAGGGACGGAGGGGUGAAUGAUGCCGUGAGUGAAGGGGAACCAAUUAAGCUAAAGAAUCAGUCUUCCCACUCGCCAUCGUCAACUGCUGCACAGGUGUCAGUAGCAGGCUCUCCAACUGUAACUGUGGUUCAGUUGCCGAGUGGACAAACAGUUCAUGUUCAGGGUGUCAUCCAGGCCCCCCAAGCAUCAGUUAUUCAGUCUCCACAAAUACAAACUGUUCAGGUGGCUGCACUUGCACAGGCAGAAGAUACAGAACCUGCAGUUGGUGUCAGUGACUCUCAGAAAAGAAGGGAAAUUCUUUCAAGACGUCCUUCUUACAGAAAAAUCUUUAAUGAACUGUCUUCUGACACACCUGCAGUUCCAAAGAUUGAAGAGGAGAAGUCUGAAGAAGAUGUUCAAACUCCAAACAUAGCAACCACAAUGGCUAUGCCAACAUCCAUUUAUCAGACGAGCACUGGGCAGUACAUUGCAAUAACCCAGGGAGGAGCAAUCCAGAUUGCCAAUCCAGGAUCUGAUGGUGUUCAGGGUCUCCAGACCCUAACCAUGACAAACUCAGGAACUUCGCAGCCUGGAGCUACAAUUCUUCAGUAUGCUGCUCAGGCAAGCGAUGGGCCUCAGCAGUUCUUUGUACCGGGAAGUCAAGUGGUUGUACAAGCUUCAGGUGAUAUGCCAGCUUACCAGAUUCGUACCCCAACUUCAAAUCUGCCCCAGGGAGUUGUAAUGGCAGCCUCACCUGGAUCAAUACACAGUCCACAGCAAGUUGCAGAGGAAGCAACACGGAAAAGGGAACUGAGGCUCUUGAAAAACAGAGAAGCUGCAAGGGAAUGUCGCAGAAAGAAGAAAGAAUACGUCAAAUGCCUUGAAAACCGAGUGGCUGUACUUGAAAACCAAAACAAGACACUUAUCGAGGAACUCAAAGCUUUAAAAGACCUUUACUGCCAUAAAACAGACUAGCCAAUAGUCAGACCCUGACAACAAAAGACUAAUACAAGUGUAAGAGGAAAGCGAAUACACAGACUGCAAUAAAGAUUGUUUGGGGCAGCAUUUUUUUCUUUUUACCACAUCGCUUUCUUUUUAUGCUUAUAUUUGAAAAUGAACUCUUGACUUAUAAUCAUCACUUUUACAGAAACAGUUUGCCACUUUGGUCUUUGGCUGGUUUGCUUUGAAGCAUAUAAUAUUUUUGCAUAGAUACUGCAUCAUUUGCUGACCCCUGCUAAUGCUCAUUGAUGAGUACCUGCCAAAAGAACAUCUUGUUGGAAAAAGAGGGAUGGCUGCGGAAAGUGGAAAGUAAGGAGUCUUAAGUGAAGUUUGAAAGACAUUUAUGAUGAGAUUCUGAAUUGUCUGCCUUUUUAUUAAUGAAACACUCUUUUUGUGAGUGGUAGAAAUAUGCUGUGUUCUUCUCACCUUUAAUUAUAUUACAUUCCUCAGAUCUUGCAGCGUACCUGUUUACCUUUUAAUUCCUGUAAGAAAAAAACAGAAAAGAUCAAUAAACGUGUACAAUAUGUGUGAAAAAGAACAUGCACAUUUCCUAAAAAUACUUAAAUGAAUAAAUGAAUAUUUUAUAUAUGUUACCAUGAAUAUUUACUAUUUUGUCAAAGUAUGAUAUACUGUUAUUCUUACUGUUAACACUGUUGUUAAGUAAUAUGAGUAAUACAUAUUCUUUAUAAAAAUUCAUUCUUAUAGUUUGAAAAAAAAAAUACUAACUUAAUUCAUACACGGUAGGUUACAAUUUACUUUUAAUGUAGUACAAUCAACUUGAAUCCUUGCACAAAAUAGGAAUAAUUUUCAGAUUCCUUACAGCUACUACCCCCUGGUGCGAUGCAGCGUGUUUGUACUUUUAAUUCAGCCUGUGAAAGCCUAAACAGUGAUUUGAUUUGAAAAAAUACGAGGCUUGAUUUUUGACUUGUAUAUUGUUUUUAUUAUAUGCCUGUUUAAAGCAAUAACAUUGUUUACUCUAUGUGUUUGCCUGUUCUGCAUUUGAUUUCCCAAACAGUUAUAUUGGGGCCAAGUCCCUGUGUGUUAUUAAGUGCUGCUGCUAUGCUGUGACCUCCAGACUCCACUCUUCUUUCUCAAGUGUUGAUUCAGCAGUAACAAUAAUCAAGUUAUUUAAUGUGUCGUUUAAUAAAUGAUUACUUUCUUA
Molecule: messenger RNA, 2342 nt
Organism: Erpetoichthys calabaricus (reedfish)
Lineage: Eukaryota; Metazoa; Chordata; Cladistia; Polypteriformes; Polypteridae
Product: cAMP-responsive element modulator-like
Exons: 8
Coding region: 173-1156 (327 amino acids)
Biological process (GO): regulation of transcription by RNA polymerase II
Cellular component (GO): ATF4-CREB1 transcription factor complex; nucleus
Molecular function (GO): DNA-binding transcription factor activity, RNA polymerase II-specific; protein binding; RNA polymerase II cis-regulatory region sequence-specific DNA binding
Source: RefSeq, a predicted model, not a curated record